Molecule: messenger RNA, 2813 nt
Organism: Marchantia polymorpha subsp. ruderalis
Lineage: Eukaryota; Viridiplantae; Streptophyta; Marchantiopsida; Marchantiales; Marchantiaceae
Source: the annotation of a GenBank genome assembly
UGUCAAAUGGCAGGAAAUUGUCAACAUGAUUUCUGAAAAGAGAAACCUCGCAUACAAGCAACCAUCUACAACCAUCAAAGAUUGGGCCCUAGCACCAUCCCCUACCCCUUUGGAUUCAUCCAUUGUGCGACUUGAUGGAGUCUUCCCAUCCAUUUGCUCUAUUAGUUGGUGGCCUCGUUCAUAUGAACAAUUAUGGAGUUUUCUUCUCGAGCUCGAAUUAUGCUCAACGGAAAGAAACUCUAUGAAUGUGUCCUUAUAAACUCGAUAUAUAAUGGGAAGAUUUUGGAAAUUCGGGAAAUGUACAUUCGGGAAAUGGUACCAGAUUUGGAACCUGUUUUAACAGCCAUCGGCGCGAGAUUCUUGUAAGUCCUUGGAUUCUAAGAUCUUCAAUUAUUGUCAGAACCUUAAGCUGUCUACAGAGGAUCGGGUGUAAGGACAGGAGAAAGGAUUUCCACGUAAUGAAGCUUCCAGCUCACUGUGAAGUGCACGAGAAAUGAACGGCUGUUGUUUUGUUCAUCUGCUCGAGAUAGGUCACAUGCAUCGAGGUUUGGGUUAUGCAGCGCUUUACCUCUCAUCAAAGCCGGGGAUUCUGUAGUUUCAGGAAAGGAAGAGGUCCGCGACUUGCUGCUCUGAAGAGCCUCAAAUCACCUUUCUGGGUGUCAGAUGACGGAGCAGGCAUAUGGGUUUUUGUUGAUGCGCUUGUGUGAUGACUCGUAUGGAUGUUGUAUACUCACUUUCGUGUCAGGAUUCUGCAUGAUCAUUGGUGCGAUCUGACGUGCUUGUCUUUCUCUUUCACUCCUAGGAAAUCAAAACCAUCCUACAUUUGCUAUACGAGUCGAGGAAGAUUUUAGUCCCUUGUUCCUCCAGUAACAAUCAAUUGUCGAGCUUUCAUCUUCAUUCAGGUCAAUAACGAGGAAGCUCUGUCCCUAUACACAUCCACUUCGGGACACAAUCGGAUGCGUGGGCUCCUUUCGACCCAAUCAUGAACACGUUUUCGUCAGGAAAACUUCGCAUGUCUCCCAUAUUCUAUCGGUAGUAAAUUGAAGAGAGCUUAGAAGAUCUAGCGUGGCUGUAGAUGAUUUCUGGAGAGAGAGACCAAAAUUCAAUCAAUAAGCUUUGUAGUUCUGCGUACCCAAUUGCUACAUCGCAGGACCUUUUCGCUCGACAGAAGGAAGUUUUGGGCUAGUUUACUGCUUGACUGGGCUUUCCGAAUCCCAGGACGGUGCUGCCGAGCGCAAAGCUCAGCUUUCAGGGAUGGGACAAUGGGCGCCCAUGGAAGAAGGAAAAGUGUGCAGUAAAGUCCUGCUCAUGCGAGGAGAGUCGGUCGGUGUGGAACCUGGAGGUGCUCUAACCGAUCACGCUAGAAUCAGAAGGGCUCCACUCUGCGAGUGGCAGAAAGGAGGGAGCACAAAAGCGGCAGAUAAAGGCGACUACUACUACCGUUAGCAGACUGGCCACAAGUUGUGGGGAGGGAAAGAGGACCUGUCAGCCACCUCCAACAACAGCUUAGAUGCUGCUGUCACGGUGACAAAAGGAAAUGGCCACAUAUUCGGGGGUGGUGGUGCCAGUGCUAGAUCAUAGGGCACCCCAUGGUGCAGAUCCGAGGUAUGGCAGACUCUGUGUUGCAUAUACCAAUAUAUACUAUUGUCGAUGUGCAUGUACGAGCUUUAGAGUUGUCUUUCUUGACUUCGGCUGUUGGGUCGUUCACCAGCAGCAGGGCCUUGUUCUGCUUUUCUGUGCUGCUGCUGCUCAGCCUCUGCAACCGCUUGCUCUGCCCCGUACGUGCUUCCCGAGGUGUGUGGCAGGUGUGCAGAUUUGGGAAGUGUCGCAGAGUGUUGAGCAAGGACAUGGGAUGGAUUUAGGUUCAUCACUAGGCUGGCACACACCAGGCUUCGCAUCAUUGACCUAGAUUUUAUUCUGCAGAAUUUCGGCAGCCAAUGUCACCACCGCCCAUACGAUUCACUUGUCCCCCCUCCACAAUCACCUCCAGGAUCCCCGGGCAAAGACAAGCUCGUAUUUGUACAUUCAUCUCGACCCAGCCCAGUGCCCGGCUGGUUUUUGUGCAUCGUCUGCAACCACGCAAGAGUUUUACCCACAUCCCACAGAGGCUGAAAGACAUCACAGAGGACAUUGCCAUUUCAUCCUGCAUCGCGUACACCUCCUUCGAACUAGCUGUGUAACUCACCGCCUGAUCGGCUUUACUUGAACGUAUGUUGAUGAGUAAAAUAGUAGAAGAUACGAACGCCGACCUCUAUCCUCGAUCUAAGCUUCCAUAUCUUUAGACUCGAUCACUCUUGACAUACGUAACUUACAUCUACCCGGACGUACGUAUGAAAUCUUUGUUCCCUACGCUCGGGCUUCUAACAGAUCCGGCAAAGCAGAGAGAAAAGAGGCAAUUUCCCUAAUCGUUGCGAGGAAUUAAUGGCUUGAGGGAUUGGGUCUGCGUGUUUCAUGCAUUUCAAAGGCAGGUCCCUCACGGAUUCCAGUCUCAUGUUGGACAAUGUCGGACUACGAGUGUUAAUGUUUACUCGUCACAUGUUUAACUAAAGAGGAGCCCAGUGGUUUGCAUUUGCACACGGGCCAAAGCGACUCGAUCAGAGGCUUUAUUUGUAUCCAUGGCCUUAAGUGUACCACCGGGACCAGGUACAGUACUGCAGGGAACGUACAGUACGUAUGAAUUAUGUGUGUGCAGGUACGAGGCUCCACGAAUUAAGCAGCACAUUAUUAUUGUUAACUCUUCUCGAUCGAAUUGUUCGUUCUGUUCUGAACUCUCGCGUCCCACGGAAGAAUGCACCGAGCUUCGCACUUCAAUG